CGCGAAAACCGUCCGACCCUUGUUUAGAUGUAGAUCAGCUGGGACAAUAACAACAAUAACGGCAGAUAACGGGGUCGGGACGGCGCUUUUAUAAAUGGACCGCGUACGGCGUGAGCAACCGAAGGACCAGCGGCGGGUGUUUUAAAAGAUGCGUGUGUAUUUAACCGCUUUAUUUCUUCACAUUUCCAGUUUGUCGGACUGCUUCCUGCGUGCCCCAACAAAACGAGGGGGUUGAAGAAUUGCGCUAAUAACUUAGCUAGCAUGCUAAUCUGCCCUACAUUCUCAUACCCAACGAUAUCUGUGUGUACUCCGCUCAACUGCCUGUCGCUUUACUGCGUAUACUCUCAAAGAUGCUUUUGAGUUAUGGUGAAGCCUUUUGCAUUGUACAUAUUUAAUUUCGAUAGCUCACUCCUGGAAUGGUGCUAUAAAGUUUGAAUAGCCGUUUAACUAAGCCCAGUGUUAGGUGUAAGGAGGAAGAAUAUUGUUUUCUACCCUUUAAUGGCUAACGUUAGUUUACCGGCUGCACCGGGUUGUUUGUUAACUUGUUUCAGUCUUUGUUGUUAGGACACAAGCUAGCUCGCUAGCAGGGCUGGUAGCUGUGUUGGGGGCAUUGUGGCCAGGCCUCGCGGCUCUACUGUACUGACAGGAGAGAUGAAAACAAAAGAUUAGCUCGCUCCCUUGCUAGCUCGCUAACCUCCAGCGUUUAUUACCGCCACGGACCAUUUGCGACUCUUUCUCUGAUAACAUAUCAGCGGCUGAGCCUCAAGGCGCAGAGCUGGUAUGCAUUUUGCAAUAUUAUAUUGUUUGCCAAAUGUCCUUGUUUGGCAGAACAGCCUGUCUUGCUGUUUCACCAUCAGCCUAAAAAUAGUUUUCAGCAGUUAGCUUCCAAUAGGUUAUCAUUUAUGUUCAAGUUAUGUUGUUGGUUGUAAUGUAUUUGCAGUAGCUUGUUUGUGAACAGCAAGGUGGACAGUAGAGAAAGAGGAACUUUUUUUUAAGAAAUGUUUAAGCUGCCUAGAAAUAGCUGCAAGCAGACUUUCAGAAGGUUUCACCAUCGUUCCUUAAAUCCACUGAGCACAGCAAAUCCAAGUCGGUGUUGAGACCCCCAAAGUCCAGGGAAGGGCUCCUCGGUGACCCACUGCAAUGUCAGAGACUCUGAUAACGGGCCAGACAUCGGAGGAUCUGUUGGCUGACUUUGAGACCUUGCUGAACUCUGGGAGUAUUGACCUGGGCGAGGACCACCAGAUAGUGAUCAUCACCAGCCCCAGCAAUGAGGGACUCCACCCGACCGCUGCCCCCACCAGCACGGGGGAAAUCCUGCUGUUUGCCACGCCACAGGGCCCUGCUGAUGUGGGGAUCCAGGACAAGAGACGGCCGGCUCUUGGAAGACCACCGGUAAAGAGGAAGUUGGACCUGGAUAGUGACCAUCAGUAUGUCAGCACCACUCGUCCGUCCGUUGGCCAAGCACCACCCUCCACGCCCGCCCCUCCCAGAGUUCCUCGAAAUACAACGGAGAAGUCACGGUAUGACACUUCCUUGAACCUGACCACCAAGCGCUUUCUGAACCUGCUGUCCCAGUCGGCUGACGGCGUGGUGGAUCUGAACUGGGCCUCGCAGGUCCUGGAUGUCCAGAAGAGACGCAUCUACGACAUAACCAACGUCCUGGAGGGAAUCCAGCUCAUCUCUAAGAAGUCCAAAAAUAACAUCCAGUGGCUUGGUAAUCGAGUGGAUGCGGCACUGGUCUCCCGCCAUAAGGAGUUGCAGAGGGAGGUGUGUGACCUCACAGAGGCCGAGCAGCAGCUGGAUGAGCUCAUUUCCAAAUGCAACCUACAGCUCCGACUGCUCACAGAGGACCCACAGAACAAGAAGUUUGGCUAUGUGCGCUGCCAGGACUUAAAGAAGUCAUUUGAUUCCCCAGACCAGCUGGUCAUGGUGAUCAGAGCUCCACCAGAGACCCAGAUGCAAGUUUCAGAACCCAGCCAGGGUUACCAGGUAUCGCUGAAGAGCUCGCGGGGUCCAAUCGACGUCUUCCUCUGUCCCGAAGACAGCUCCGGCGUCUGCAGCCCCGUGACGGGAAGCAGUCCCUCGAAACCCAAUGCUGACGCCUCCCUGGACCCGCCUGCCACACAACACACAGACAAAUCACAAGCCAGAACGUCCACAACCGCCCUGGAAGUGGGUUUAUCAUCACCAGCGUCCACGUCAUCCACGGUGACAGCAGCCUCCCAGCAGGACCCCUCAUCACUGGUGUUAGGAGGCGACACAGAUUCGCUCCUUGGAGGCGACCCGUUUGCCAGCCUUGGAGACAUGCCCGAUUUUGACCUCUCACCCCUCUCCUCCUCGGACUUCCUGAACGGAGAAGGCCUCUCUCUCCCGCUGGACGGUUUCAUCAACCUGUCCCCCCCGCACAGUCAUGACUACCACUUCGGACUGGAGGACCAUGAAGGCAUCAGUGAACUGUUUGACUGUGACUUUGGUGACCUAUCACAAGUUUUGGGGAACAGUUGAAUGAAAAAGGAGAGGAGGAGCAUGUAAGCUUCUAGAUUUCCUCUCUUCCUCGGGGCUUCUGGAAGGAGUGCUGGAAAUCAACGUUAUAUGGACGUAUCUUUAUCAAAAACCCAGACAUAAUGUUGUGGGGUGUGGGAAAAUGUUUUGUGUAGUAAUUGCCUGUGAUCCCCAGAAUACCACCCUAACUACAAAAUCUCAAAAAUUCCCCCAAAUUGUAUAGCACAUGAUUAGCACUUCUCUUUGGCCAUUGAAACAUUUUAGACCAAGACUUUAGCUUUAGAAUAGCUAUUUAAAUUAUUUAUAUGAAAGUUAUUUUGAUAUUUUGUAUCAAGUGAGGUUUUUGUCGUUGUUGUUAAUGUUUUAUCCGAGUGGAUCGUGCAGGUGUUUGCGUGUGGGAGUAUGAACUCACAGGGCUGGUUUCCUAGACACAAUUUAACUUACAUGCUACAACUCAUAAGGCUGGUUUCUUUUAGAAGGCUUAAGUGUUUUCGGAAUCAGCAUUAUUAGAGGUGCAGAUCCAGUGCUGGGCUGUCCAAAAGCAUCUUGGAGCUAUGGAGCAGUUUUACACUCUCCCAAUAGGUUUUUUCCCACAGUGAUAGAAGUCAUUAUAAGCACAAAUGUAAAGGCUUCUUCAUCAAUAAUUAGUUUGGUCUAAAACACUGGAAUCCUGAAAGACUGGUUUCUCUAAUGUGUCUGAAAAUGACAUUCAAGGUAUCAUUACCCUGACUUAAUGACUAGAUUUGCACGUUUCCCAGUCUCCCACUGUGGAUUAAAAAAAGACUUAAUAAAUAACUAAUGGUCCACUUUUAAUUGUCCUCAAACCCACUGGGGUUGUCUUUAGUGGGGUGUUCAUAUAUGUAUGUGAAAAAUGAACACAAACAAGACCUAAGAUGCUUUUGGGGAGCUUGACCCUCAUCCUUCUUCAAAAAAAAUGGUAACAGAAAGUCACCAUGACAUUUGUUGUUUUUCUUCAAAAUACCCUUUUCCUUUGGUCAUCUGGAGAAAAGCCAUUUUAGAGAGUCUGAGGGACAAAGGUGGAGACUCAGUGUGACUCAUACUGUGGUUUUGAAGGAAAAAUCAUACAGUUCAAAUCCGAAAGGUCAAGACAUAUUUUGUUGGUGUGCCGGAAACCAGGUUAUAAUAGUCUGCUGCAGUAAUGCUAGCGAGUUAAAACUAAUACUGAAUAUGUUCUCUAUUAGUUAGCUAAGUGUGUAGCACAUAGUCUCAGGUGUUCAGAGCAGAGAGAAGUCUUAAAUCAAUGUUUUUGAUGCAAACGUAUGAGAGUGUGACGUUUUAGAUGCAUUUCAUGGGUGUUGUGUAGGUUGAUAAUAGGUUUUUACAGGUCUAGAAGAAGCUUGAAGACAGCUUGCGUGUGUUUUUAUUUUUUUUUUCCCCGACUUUUUCAGCCAAGGGUUGAGGCGAGAAAAGUUCACCAGAUGCCUGUAGAGUAAUGCUCCCAGAACCACCCGACUGUUAUUGCCAGGUGGGGAAUCUCCCAGCAGGUGCUGAGCCCUGACGUACAGUUAAAGAAGUUCAGUUCCUCACAAACCAAUACACCCUUUGGUUGCGUGUUUACUGGAAGCCUUCAGUGUGGUUUGUUUGUCAUUAUGGGUGUAUUAAAGCACAGCUGCAUCUUUUGCUUUUACCAGUCUAAUCAAGUGUAGAGCAGUGAUGACUUCCGAAAGGGUUCAGCAGAAGGUAUGUUAAACAGGGACAUCCUGUUAUGUUAUAUGCACUUCGAAUCAAUUCAGAAAGUUAAUGUUCAUGCCUUAAAUCAAUGAUCUCUUUGUGAAGGGAGGUACCUUGGAUAUCUUAUCUUAUAGCCCCCGAAAGGAUCAAUUCCUUCUUGUCUUGUACAGUCACAUCAGGCUCCGCCUUCACAUACUACUACAUGGUUUGUUUCUAUCACAUUGAUUUUCAGUUGCAGUAAGCAGCAAUAACACAUCAUGUACUCAGAGUAUGAGAUGAAAAACUGUCCUGCUUCGUGUCCGGUGUUGUUGUAGUUAUUUCUGCAUCAAACUUUUUUUCUUGUUUUAAGUUAUGUAAGCUAACAUGUUUUUUGCAUUCCUGAAGUAUUGGGUUUUAAUAUGUGUGCGGGUGCAUGUGUGUGGAAUAUACAAAUUGUCUUUUUUUUAAUUUGAUAUUUAUUUAAAGCGGGUUUAAUAGAAAAUAUGGUACAAAGUUUUUCUUUUCUCCCCCAAUUUUCUGGCAGGAAGUAACUUUAUACCCACACUUUGGGUAAAUCCAAGCUAAAUGUGCAUUGAUAAUUGUGUUCUUUUAAUGAAUUUAAGUAUUUUGUUUGUAAAUUAGCUUCUCCUAGUACCACAGUUAUAUUUUGCCAUGUUUUGUGUCCCCCAUAGAGAAUAUAUUUCCCUGUCUUUCCCGUUGUGCAUGUGCAACCUUUGCAUUGGCUAAUGAUGCGUCAUAUUUUCAAGAGAAAAAUAUUCACAAAUACAGCAUAUUUGGCACUUUGACUGAAAUAACUAAAUGUAACUUAAUUCUUAAUUCCUUGUUUGAUCACGGCAUUCGUUCUCACAUCAGCUUAGAUGAAAGAUAAUCUCGAUGUUGCAGGCAACAUGCUAAUCUAAGGUUGUACAUGUAUUAUAUAGGGCUUCCUUUGGGUGCCUCAAACUGUCACAUGAAUGUGUGAAAACCUUACAACUACAGUCAUGUUUCCUUUAUCUUCAGCUCUGUGGAAAUCAGAAAAUCCAGUGUAUAUUUUCAACAGCAUCUGAAAAGUUUUCAACUGACAGCGGUGUUACACGCCUCUAAGAUGUUAGGCUCCUUUUAUGACCCGUGUAACCCUUAUAGAAUGUAUCAUGUUUGUUUUUGUCUGUCUUGGUUUUAAUAUCCAACAUCCAGCUGAACUGAUCGACAUUGUUGGCAGAAUGGGAGCAGUUCAUGUUGUCCACCGUUGUGAAAUUUGUGUCAGUCAUGUUUUGGUUCUCUGCAGGACAAAUGCAGUGCCUUGUUGAGGUAAAAUAUUAAUUAAUAUUCAAAUCAGGAUUUCUUUUUGUGUGUGGCCAUGGUGAAGGAAUGCAAUGUUUUCAUGUGGUUUGUUUUGUUUUGUUUGAAAAGCGUUCAAGAUAACAUUUGCGCCAGGGUUGAAAUCAAAUCACCUUCAGUUAAAAUUCAAAACGGAUACCUCUGUAUAAGUAUCUGUGGAAAUCGGAGCAUAUUGAAGGACAAUAAUAGGUCAGGGCUGUACUGAAUUCAUUGUGAAAUAUGAUAUUUGAUGCAAAACUAUAAAUAUCUAAUAUAGUUGUUGAUUCUUAUACAAAAGUGUCUUAUCAUGUGUUAAAAGUCACUGUUGGACGCAAAAGAAUUUCACUAGUGCUAUGAAAUUUCUGUGGUUUAACAGACCGAAAGUGAAUUGACUCCAACCCUGAUCCAGUCGCUGUUCAAAGUGCUUUUAAGGGAAACUUAUCCGGCAACCUAACAAUCAGUCACAGUUAUUCUGUUUUACAAUUUUUAUUUUUGUCCUUACAUUCUGGGUAAAAAAAUAAAUAAAUACAGGUUUGUACUUGUGAAUUAUUAAUGGGCCCUAAUAUGCCCUUUUGUAUCAAUUUUUCUUUGACAAAAAUAAAAAGUUAACUAUUUUGAUUUGA
Morone saxatilis (striped sea-bass) is the source of this 6113-nucleotide messenger RNA. It is a transcript of the gene e2f1, whose product is annotated as E2F transcription factor 1. The transcript is spliced from 7 exons. NCBI's taxonomy places the organism in Eukaryota, Metazoa, Chordata, Actinopteri, Moronidae. The record is from RefSeq and is a predicted model, not a curated record. Gene Ontology annotation, cellular component: Rb-E2F complex. Gene Ontology annotation, biological process: G1/S transition of mitotic cell cycle; regulation of transcription by RNA polymerase II. Bases 1141 to 2505 code for a protein of 454 amino acids. Gene Ontology annotation, molecular function: protein dimerization activity; RNA polymerase II cis-regulatory region sequence-specific DNA binding; DNA-binding transcription factor activity, RNA polymerase II-specific.